Molecule: messenger RNA, 732 nt
Organism: Aspergillus tanneri
Lineage: Eukaryota; Fungi; Ascomycota; Eurotiomycetes; Eurotiales; Aspergillaceae
Product: mitochondrial 54S ribosomal protein mL54
Exons: 2
Coding region: 1-732 (243 amino acids)
Cellular component (GO): mitochondrial large ribosomal subunit
Molecular function (GO): structural constituent of ribosome
Source: RefSeq, a predicted model, not a curated record
AUGAUCUGCCACCGGUGCCGUACCAAUAUCCUGUCUCAAUUACAGCCGCUGCAGCACACGUUUGCGUGGUCUGCCUCAGCUUGCGCCCGCCAGCUUCCAGUCCACCGCAGUCAAUUCCGGAAAUACAGUGAUGGCAAUCCCACGGUAUCGGCCACUCCUCCUCCUGCACCCCGACGACCUGUUGCAGGCGACAUCAUAAUUCCAUCUGCAGUUUCGCCCGCUCCGCUUGAAGUGUCGCAACCCUUGAGCACGCCGGAAGAAGCUCACACCAAUGCGGCUCCCCCGAAGCCCACGAAGCCCACUACUGAACGUGUGAAGAGUUCCUGCGCUGCUGGAGACAAGCUGCACGGCCUUAAUUACUUUAAGAACAAGCCAGACGUUCUUGCACUGGAGGACUCCGAGUAUCCCGAUUGGCUAUGGAAGUUGCUGGAUGGUGCUGAUAAGAAAUCGAAAUCCGAGGGAGGCGUCGAUCCGAGCACUUUGAACAAGAAACAACGUAAGCGCUACGAGAAGAAGAUGGCCGCUCGUGCCGCGACUCUCCCACCGAAGAUCCCGGUUCACCACCACGCCUCCGAUAUCACGCCUGCAGAGUACAACCGCAGCAAGGCGACGGCCGAGACCCUCCUGGACGAAGCCACACAUAGUAUCGAGAAACGCGCCGAGAUCACAAAGAGCGCGAGAGAUGCACGGAGGAAGGGCAUUCGGGAAGCCAACUUCCUGCGUGGACUCUGA